AUGGAAUAUAAUCAACUUCGUUUAGAGCAAGUUCUCUCUCCUUUGUUGGCGCUUAUGUAUGGGACUGGAGACAAUGUACCUAACAAUUUAAUUCGUUCUUGUCUUAUAUUUGCUUGUGACCAUGGAAUGAAAAAAAUUGUUAAGGAAUUGGAAGAGGUCUGGAAAGAAGAUUUUUUUGUUUUUUUAAUUUAUUUUUUAAUAUAG
Messenger RNA from Meloidogyne enterolobii, 204 nucleotides. Lineage: Eukaryota; Metazoa; Nematoda; Chromadorea; Rhabditida; Meloidogynidae. The record is from the annotation of a GenBank genome assembly.